This is a messenger RNA of Adineta ricciae, 1014 nucleotides long. Lineage: Eukaryota; Metazoa; Rotifera; Eurotatoria; Adinetida; Adinetidae. The record is from the annotation of a GenBank genome assembly.
AUGGCCUCACUCAUUACGCCUUGUACGAUUUGUACUCAUAAAACUAUCGGGAUAUUCAGAUGUGAAGGUUGUUCGAAAGUUUUCUGUCGAAAGCAUGUCGAUGAUCAUCGAAAUGAUCUCCGUCAACAACUUGAUGAAAUCAUUCAUGAGCACAAUCAACUCAAUCAAUUGCUAACUCAAACAGAGAAUGAACAUCAAGUAUUAUUCGACGAAGUUGAUCACUGGCAAGCUACCGCGAUCGAGAGAAUUCAACAAGUUGCCGAGAAGAUUCGCGCAGACAUUCUCGAACAAAUUCAUUCGCAAAGAGGUACAUGUGCACAGUCAUUAGAACAUCUUUCUCAACAGAUUCGCAAAGCCUCUCAAGAUGAUGAUUACAUCGAAAAUGAUCUCCAUUCGUGGACAACUAAAUUACGCGAUUUAAAAGCAAAUCUAACCACCGUUAGUUCAUUGUUGAUGUUACACGAAGAAUCCAAUGUGCCUUUGAUUUCCAAUGUAAAACUCUCAUCAGCUGAACAUCUCACAUCUUCAAACGAAUGUUUUAUACGUUCAGUAGGUGACGUUGACAUUGAAGAUAAUGGUCUUGUCGCGAUUCAUGGUAGUCGAAAGAGCACCGAUGCAUUCGUUUACGGCAAACAAGAAUAUCGUCAUGGAAGACAUACGAUUCGCUUUCUAAUCAACAAAACUAAUCCGAAUUAUGUAACAACGUUUGGUAUUACAUCAAUGCAAUCUCAACUAUCCGUCUAUGGUUGGAAUAGCGAUGAUCAGGCAGUCGGAUGUCGUCAUUCUCAGCCGGAAUAUUUACAUAAUCAAUAUGAUAUGAAAGGAGAAACAACUCUCGAAAUUGAACUGAACAUCGACUGCGAGCAGAGGAUGAUUUCGUAUGUAAAUCAACGAACAACUUGUGCGAAAGAGAUGAACGUUGAUCUCGAUCUAUGUCCAUUUCCUUGGCAACUUUAUUUUUAUUUAUACAACAUCGGCGAUCGUGUGCGUCUGCUCAAUCCUAUUCGACAUUAG